CCCGUAACAAAUUAAUGGAGUACUCUAUUUCGGAAUGAAAACAUUGUGUUACAUCCCGCAACGGACAAAUAUUGAUGGCCACGUCGUAAGUCUUAUUUUAACUUCAAGAGAAAGAUCCAAGUCAGCCCCGCCCCACGAUUCAUGCAAACUUACGAUUGUUCCUGCAACCUGGACUACAGUACCGAGUAGGGAAGUACGGAAUGAAUACCUACCGUUGAGUUUCAGGAAAGACCUCUUAUCACCGACGACUUACCAAUGUUCGAUUUUAUGAUUAGUACCUAGAUCUAAACUAUUCACAUAUUUUCAACCCUGCACUGCGGACGGACUGUCCCCUAUUCCGUGUGUCAACGAGCUUUACAGCGGGGUAGCUCUUUCCUUUAUCUUUACCAAUGCACACCUGCAUUCCUAGAAUUAGACACAUCAUCCUUCCCUCCCCUCUAAUAUAAAUAGAUAACAUAAGUACCUCCCUUCCACUUCCACACAAAACAUUCUCAUCUGACGAAUGAAUACCCUCAAAACACUUCCUGAAAACCUCAAAAACAAAGCCCAAUCACUUAUCUCCUCAGUCAACAUGACACUCCCCAAAACCUUCAAAGCCGCCGUUUUCGAAAAAGCCGGUGGGCCCCUCGUUAUUAAAGACCUCGAGCUCCAAGAACCUAAAGCAAAUGAAAUUCUCGUAAAAGUAAUUGCCUGCGGAGUAUGUCACUCAGACGCCGUCGUUCAAGCUGGAAGCUUCGGAAACGGGUUUCCAAUUGUUCCCGGUCACGAAAUUAUCGGUACGGUGGCUGCUGUUGGCCCUGGUGCUGAGAAAUGGAAGGUUGGUGCGAGAGUUGGUGGUCCUUGGCAUGGUGGUCAUGAUGGGACUUGCAAGCAAUGUAAUCGCGGUAAUUUGUAUGUGCAUUUUUGUUUCUGGUUUUUGGUGUUUUCCAUGAUUCUUCUUUGGUGAACAUGUACUGACACUUUCGUUUCAUAGUCAAAUGUGUUCCAAUGCUGCUAUUAAUGGCGUUACUCGCAAUGGAGGAUUUGCCGAAUAUGUCCAUUUAAGAACUGAAGCCGCCGUCCGAGUUCCUGAAGAUGUCGAUCCUUUUAAAUACGCUCCAAUCUUGUGUGCUGGAAUCACUGUUUUUAACAGCAUGAGAAAGCUACAUAUUACACCUGGUGAAGUAGUUGCUAUUCAGGGAUUAGGUGGUUUAGGACAUUUGGCCGUGCAGUACGCGGCCAAGAUGGGAUUUAAGGUUGUGGCUAUUAGUGGUGGUGACAAAAAGAGAGAGUUUGCUCAUAAGUUGGGUGCCCAUGAGUAUGUUGAUGCAUCUAAGGAGGAUCCUGCUAAGAAGUUGGCGGAAUUGGGAGGAGCAGCAUUGAUUGUUUGCACGGCUCCAAAUCCAAAGUCUAUUUCUCCUUUGACCGCUGGAUUAGGACCAGGUGGAAAAUUGCUCAUCUUGGCUCCCUGUGGUGACGUGGAGAUCAAUACGGUGGAACUCAUCAUGAAGGCGGCGUCAGUCUGUGGUUUCCCAGCUGGUCAUGCCUUGGACUCCGAAGAGGCCAUUGAGUUUACGAAGUUGCAUAAUGUUGACUGCAUGAUUGAGAAGUUCCCCUUGAAGGACGCUCAGAAAGCAUAUGAUCAUAUGCUGAAUGGAGAUGUUAGGUUCAGAAGUGUUUUGGUCAUGGAUGAAUGAUCGCCUAUGGAGAAUGAAGUACCUUAUGAUAUAUUAAAUAGGAUUGCGGCGGUCAAUCAGUCUCUGCUCAAGGCAUGAAAAGAAAAAAAAGUUAAUGCAACGAACUUCAACUAAUAGUCAUCAGUUAUCAAAAUUAUGAUAUCGUCCAUUUUACACAGCCCCUAUGAUGAUUUUGCAGUGGCUUCUUCGGACAUCAAAGUCAACGUUUCAGUUUGUCCUUUCAUGGAUUAUCACUGAAAAUUUGGUUGCGCGUAUUGAUAUUUUACCUUCCCAAAGCAUUAGACUCGAGUCACAAUGAUGGGUCAAAGACUAAUGUCUUUACUAUAUCGAUAUUAAUUUUAACUUAAAACAUAUUGUAAAAGUGGUAGGUCGAGAUAUGUAUAUCCCGAUAAUAUGUUGUGAAGGGGAA
Messenger RNA from Sclerotinia trifoliorum, 2085 nucleotides. Lineage: Eukaryota; Fungi; Ascomycota; Leotiomycetes; Helotiales; Sclerotiniaceae. The record is from the annotation of a GenBank genome assembly.